AUGCAGCAAGACGGGCCCCCACGCAACAAGAUAUCAAAGUGGUGGUGCAUCGGUUUCUUUAUCGCUGCUAUUGUCUUUUUCAUCAUCGGUGGCGCCCUGGUCGGCUCCUAUCUUUCGGCAGGUUACUCGACUUGCAAAACUAAAUCCAACUAUGACGACUACACCUACGACUACACCUGCUUCGAUGGCAAUAACAGCGAGUACUACGGCGGGGUUGCCAUGUUCGUCCUCGGUAGUAUCUCCAAGUUUGUUGCCUGGGUGCUCCUGAUCAUCUACUGUGUGCAGCGCCGUCGCCGAAGCUGGUGA
Molecule: messenger RNA, 306 nt
Organism: Penicillium argentinense
Lineage: Eukaryota; Fungi; Ascomycota; Eurotiomycetes; Eurotiales; Aspergillaceae
Exons: 1
Coding region: 1-306 (101 amino acids)
Source: RefSeq, a predicted model, not a curated record